CGGGACAGGCGGGAUUCACCCACACUACUCGUCGUCGCGCCGCGCGGUGCACACCUCGCCCUCCGCCAUGGAUAUCGACAUGGACAAGUACCACGCCGAGCUGUACCGGCGGCAGCGGCGGGUGAAGCAGGGCCGCGAGGCCCGCCGCGACGCCGGCGUGUACGACGCGCUGCCCUCCGUGCCCGCGCUGUUCCGCCACAAGGACGUCCUCAUCACGGGCGCCUCGGGCUUCCUGGGCCGCGUGCUCGUCGAGAAGCUGCUGCGCUGCUGCCCCGACCUGGGCACCGUGUACAUGCUGCUGCGGCCCAAGAAGGGCGUGGCGCCCGCGGACCGCGUCAACGCCAUCGUCGACGUGCCGCUGUUCGAGCAGGUGCGUCGAGAGCACCCCGCGGCGCUGGGCAAGCUGGUGCCGGUGGCGGGCGACUGCUCCGAGCUGGGCCUGGGCCUGAGCGCCGAGGACCGCGGCCUGCUGCAGCGCCGCGUCGCCUUCGUGUUCCACGGCGCGGCGUCCGUGCGCUUCGACGACCCGCUGCAGAAGGCCGUGCUGCUCAACACGCGCGGCUCCAGGGAGCUGGUGGAGCUGUGCCGCGGCAUGGAGCGGCUCGAGGCUCUUGUCCACGUCUCCACGGCGUACACCAACUCCAACCAGUGGCCCAUCGAGGAGAGGCUGUACCCGACGGAGCUGGACUGGAGGGACGCCAUCCACAUCGCGUCCAACCCCUCCAUCGCCGGAGUCUUGGACAAACUCGGGCACAAGUUUUUGGGCUUCCACCCCAACACGUACACCUUCAGCAAGGCCCUGUCCGAGCAGGUCAUGGGGGAGGCGGCCGCCUCCUUGCCCGUCAUCAUCGUCAGACCGGCGAUCGUGGUCGGCGCGGUGAACGAGCCGCUGGCAGGAUGGCUGGACAACGUCAACAGCCCGGCGGCCAUGUGGAUGGCCGUGAACAAGGGCGUGCUGCGGGCCUGCGAGCUGUACCAUCCAGACUCCCUGCAGGACUACGUGCCCGUCGACUUGGUGACCAAGGCCACCAUCCUGGCGGCGUGGGCCAGGGCCACCGAGCAGGACCUCGACACUGGCGACGGCGCCGUCCCCGUGGUGAACGUGGCCAUCACCGACGUGCACCCCGUGACGGGCAAGAUGAUGCUCGACAUCUUCAGAGGCAGCGGCAGACAGGACGCGCCCUACAGCAACGCCAUCCGCUACCCUUGUCUCUUCACCUACCGGAUCCCCUUCGUCAUCCAGAUCUACAACUUCUUCUACCACCUCCUGUUCGGCGCAACCGUGGACCUCGUGCUCAGGCUGGCCAAUCAGAAACCGAUGCUCAUGAAGGUGUAUCGGAGAAUCGAGCUUACCACCAGAGCUUUGUCUCCUUUUACGCGGCGGCAUUUUAAAUUUGACACUCACAAAUUUUGGAAACUCCAGUUGGUAAUGCAUCCCGAUGACGAAGUUAGAUUCGACUAUGGCAUCGACAAAUUUCACCCUGUCGUCGACGGCGCGAAUCAGGUUGAGGGAAUCCUGAGGUACGCCUUGGGAGAGGAGUUCGACCGGGAAAAAGGCCUUCGUCACAUCAACAGAUUGUUUUGGCUUGAGGCGGCGUUCUAUGGUUUACUGGUUGCAGUUCUGCUGUAUUACUUCCAGCCAUUUUCACAUCUAUGGUAAUAAGGAAGGAUUGAAUGUAAGAAGAACUAUGUCACGGCGAGGCCUUAUAUAGGUUGAGUCUGUAAGGAGUAAAAGUCAAGUGAAAUGGACUAUUGGA
Messenger RNA from Thrips palmi, 1757 nucleotides. Its product is annotated as fatty acyl-CoA reductase 1-like. Lineage: Eukaryota; Metazoa; Arthropoda; Insecta; Thysanoptera; Thripidae. Gene Ontology annotation, molecular function: alcohol-forming very long-chain fatty acyl-CoA reductase (NADP+) activity. Gene Ontology annotation, cellular component: peroxisome. The record is from RefSeq and is a predicted model, not a curated record. The transcript is spliced from 9 exons. Gene Ontology annotation, biological process: long-chain fatty-acyl-CoA metabolic process. Bases 68 to 1660 code for a protein of 530 amino acids.